UGGAGCCGGUAGCGGCGCUCUAUGAUUGGCCUGUCUGGGCGGCUGCGCACCGACGGCCUGUGGAGCGCUGUCUUCCAGCUGGAGAACCGCAGGUAGCCGGGCACCAUGUUCCGCAGGAAGCUGCAGUCUCUGGACUACCACAACCCCACCGGCUUCAACUGUAAAGACGAUACAGAGUUCCGAAACUUUAUCGUUUGGUUAGAAGAUCAGAAAAUCAGACAUUACAAAAUUGAAGAUCGGGGGAAUUUAAGAAAUAUACACAACAGCGAGUGGCCCAACCAGUACGAAAAGUACCUGAAAGAUGUCUCGUGCCCCUUCAGUGUACCGGAGCGUCAGGAAGCAAUAGACUGGCUUCUGGGUCUUGCGGUACGCCUCGAGUAUGGUGAUAACGCUGCUAAAUACCAGGAUGCAAAGCCACUGAACACGGAGGCCACAAAGAGUGUGGAGCCAUUAAUAAACCUGGAUGUGAACAACCCAGAUUUCAAAGCUGGAGUGAUGGCCUUAGCGAACCUCCUGCAGAUCCAGAGACAUGAUGAUUAUCUGGUGAUGCUUAAAGCAAUACGAAUUCUCGUCCAAGAACGACUGUCUCCAGAAGCCAUUGCAAAAUCCAACAGUUCGAAAGAGGGUCUUCCUGUCGCCCUGGAUAAACACACACUUGGAUUUGAUACUGGAGAUGCCGUAUUAAACGAUGCCGCCAGAAUCCUGAGAUUACUUCAUGUUGAAGAACUCCGAGAACUUCAGACCAAGAUCAACGAAGCGAUUGUAGCUGUUCAGGCAAUUAUUGCCGAUCCCAAGACUGACCACAGACUGGGCAAAGUGGGCAGAUGAGAGCCAAUUAUUGCCUCCCGCCGCCCUCGUACCUUCAUCCAGGAAACGGCCAGCAUGCGGCUCCGAGCUCCUCCCCUUGUAUAGUUGUAACAAGGUAAAAUAAAAAAUCUUCCUGUUUGUUUCACA
Nanorana parkeri is the source of this 954-nucleotide messenger RNA. It is a transcript of the gene RTRAF, whose product is annotated as chromosome unknown C14orf166 homolog. Gene Ontology annotation, molecular function: RNA binding. Lineage: Eukaryota; Metazoa; Chordata; Amphibia; Anura; Dicroglossidae. Gene Ontology annotation, biological process: tRNA splicing, via endonucleolytic cleavage and ligation. The coding region runs from base 106 to 828 and encodes 240 amino acids. The transcript is spliced from 8 exons. Gene Ontology annotation, cellular component: tRNA-splicing ligase complex. The record is from RefSeq and is a predicted model, not a curated record.